GGCAGCGGAGGCGGUGUUUGAGCACCAUGAGCCGUGCGGUGACCGUGGCCACCUGUGCCCUCAACCAGUGGGCUCUGGAUUUUGACGGCAACCUGCAGAGGAUUUUGAGAAGUAUCGACAUCGCAAAGAGCAAAGGAGCCCGGUAUCGGCUUGGUCCUGAGCUGGAAAUCUGUGGUUACGGCUGCUCGGAUCACUAUUAUGAGUCUGACACCCUCCUGCAUUCAUUUCAAGUUCUGGCAAAGCUUUUGGAGUCUCCAGCUGCUCAAGAUAUUAUCUGUGAUGUGGGCAUGCCUGUUCUGCACAGAAACGUUCGCUACAACUGCCGAGUGAUCUUUUUAAAUAAAAAAAUUCUUCUGAUCAGACCAAAAAUAUCACUGGCGAAUGCAGGAAACUACAGAGAGCUCAGGUGGUUUACCCCGUGGAACAAAGCAAGGCAAGUGGAGGAGUAUUUUCUACCCAAGAUAAUCCAGGAGGUGACCGAGCAGGAAACUGUUCCUUUUGGGGAUGCAGUGCUAGCCACCAAAGAUACCUGCCUAGGGGCAGAAAUAUGUGAAGAACUCUGGGCACCAAACAGCCCUCAUAUUGAAAUGGGUCUUGAUGGUGUGGAAAUUUUCACUAACUCUUCAGGGAGUCACCACGUGCUGCGGAAGGCUCACACCCGAGUGGAUUUAGUGAACUCUGCCACAGCAAAGAAUGGUGGAAUUUAUCUUUUAGCUAACCAGAAGGGCUGUGAUGGUGAUCGGCUGUAUUAUGAUGGCUGUGCCAUGAUUUCCCUGAACGGAGAGACUGUUGCCCAAGGAUCCCAGUUCUCACUUGAUGAUGUGGAGGUGCUGGUUGCCACUCUGGACUUGGAGGAUGUUCGGAGUUACAGAGCAGAGAUUUCCUCUCGGAACUUAGCGGCAAGUAAAGUGAAUCCUUAUCCCAGGGUGAAAGUGAAUUUUUCCCUGUCGUGUUCUGAUGAUGCAGCUGUACCUACUUGCACACCAAUCCAGUGGAGACAUCACAGUCCUGAGGAGGAGAUCAGCCUUGGUCCUGCGUGUUGGCUUUGGGACUAUCUAAGGCGUAGCAAACAGGCAGGAUUUCUCCUCCCUCUUAGUGGUGGAAUUGACAGCUCUGCCACAGCUUGCAUAGUGUACUCCAUGUGUCACCAGGUUUGCCUGGCAGUCAGGAAUGGAAAUGCAGAGGUGCUGGCUGAUGCUCGCAGGGUUGUGAACGAUGAGACCUACGUCCCUGAGGAUCCAAGAGAACUUUGCAAGCGUGUCUUUACCACUUGCUAUAUGGCCAGUGAGAACUCCUCCCAGGAUACCUGCAACAGGGCUAAACAGCUGGCUGAGCAAAUAGGCAGCUACCACAUCAACCUGAACAUAGAUGUGGCUGUGAAAGCUGUUGUGGGAAUUUUCAGCAUGGUGACAGGUCGAACUCCCCGGUUUGCUGCCUAUGGAGGGAGCAGCAGAGAAAACCUGGCACUCCAGAAUGUACAGGCUAGAAUAAGAAUGGUCCUUGCCUACCUGUUUGCUCAGCUGACACUGUGGACUCGUGGGAUACCAGGGGGACUUCUGGUGCUAGGAUCAGCCAAUGUGGAUGAAAGUCUCCGUGGUUACUUGACCAAGUACGAUUGCUCCAGUGCUGACAUCAAUCCCAUUGGUGGCAUCAGCAAAACUGAUCUGAAGAAUUUCAUACAAUAUUGCAUUGAAAAUUUUCAACUCACAGCCCUCAGAAGUAUCAUGUCAGCUCCCCCCACGGCAGAGUUAGAGCCUCUGGUGGAUGGACAAGUGGCUCAAACUGAUGAGGUGGACAUGGGGAUGACAUAUGCAGAACUCUCAAUCUAUGGCAAAUUAAGAAAAAUUGCAAAGGCUGGACCAUACAGUAUGUUCUGUAAGCUGGUUAACAUGUGGAAGGAAAUCUCUACUCCAAGAGAGGUGGCAUCAAAGGUUAAGCAUUUCUUCAGGAUGUAUUCCAUGAACAGACAUAAAAUGACCACUCUCACUCCUUCCUACCACGCUGAAAACUACAGUCCAGAUGACAACCGGUUUGACCUGAGGCCUUUCCUUUAUAACACCACGUGGUCCUGGCAGUUUAGGUGCAUAGACAAACAGGUAUCCAAGCUAGAAAAAAAGGAAGGAGUUUCUCUAGCUGGAGAUGUGGACUGAUUUGCUGAAUUAAGUCUGGUGGUCUGCUAAGCAGAAUGUUCAAAACUGGAGCAUUCUGUGGUGAGGAACAGAGAGGAACCAAACAGCUGUUGAGAUGAGCAUUGUAAAUGGCAUUGUAAUCAGGUCUCUCUUUUUGUUUUAAUUGACUCCCUGUUUUGUUCCAAAUACACUGAAGCCGUCGUUUGGCUAAGGAAUAAUUUAUGAAGGAUUUUCUUCAACUACUUGAGUUAAUUGCCUUUAAUUAAAACCACUUGGAUAAGCCCAUCAAUCAUAAAUACAGGGUAGUCUUGUGAAAGUGACAACACACACAAAUAGUAAGUUUGGUUCUAAUAAUUUGGACCUGAUUUUUGAGCAACAUUCAGUAUAAAAUGGUGACAGGUCUGGCAUGUGCUGUU
Messenger RNA from Dryobates pubescens (Downy woodpecker), 2545 nucleotides. It is a transcript of the gene NADSYN1, whose product is annotated as NAD synthetase 1. Bases 27 to 2150 code for a protein of 707 amino acids. Gene Ontology annotation, cellular component: cytoplasm. Gene Ontology annotation, molecular function: ATP binding; glutaminase activity; NAD+ synthase (glutamine-hydrolyzing) activity. The transcript is spliced from 21 exons. The record is from RefSeq and is a predicted model, not a curated record. Lineage: Eukaryota; Metazoa; Chordata; Aves; Piciformes; Picidae. Gene Ontology annotation, biological process: NAD+ biosynthetic process.